This is a messenger RNA of Pogona vitticeps (central bearded dragon), 1260 nucleotides long. Lineage: Eukaryota; Metazoa; Chordata; Lepidosauria; Squamata; Agamidae. The record is from RefSeq and is a predicted model, not a curated record.
AGUUCUCCGAUUAUUAUUUUCUAUUUGGAUUUAUUUAUUUUUCUCUUUCGCCUUUCUCUGAGAAACUGGGACACAAGGCAGCUCUUACGGUACAGUGAAAACCUCAGUACGAUUAAAAAUUCAAGACAUUAUAAAUGUUAAAGUGUCAUAUUAUUUAUGAACAAUUUCUAAAUGCAUUAAAAUUCAUUGAAUGGAGACAUCAUUCAAGAAGGCUAAGAAGCUCGACACCGUUCCCCUUGCGGCAUUUCUGGUUGAGAGACUAAAAGUAAAUGUGGAGGUGAAACCAUGUCUGGGGAAGGAAGUGCCCUCAAAGUCUUAGACCUCGAUUUCCAACCUUUCUUUACUCAUGAUUUCUCUGUGAGGAUGAAGACGGAAGAAGAACCAUCCAGCCUUGUGGAUGGAGAGUGGAGAACAGAAGAUGGAGGAGAAAGAAAGAGCUGCCAUUUUGUUGAGUCUUCAAACUGGACACCAGCUUUACAGAUUAAGCAGGAACACAAGGAUGGUUUCAGCCAACAUUGGAAGGUCCAGAGGCAGGAAUUUUUGACUUGUCCUUUGGCAUGGAAAGAUCCAAAAUGGCAGCAAGUUGAUGAAAACAUCAGUGAAUUCUCUCAGGUCUCCUUCCCAGAGGGCACUGAAACCAGCCGGUGCCCGAGAGCUGAAGGAGCCAUUUUGAUUUCCUCAGGAGAAGCCCUCAAGGCUUAUAAGAGUCCAAAGGACGAAAAUGGAGGCAGUCACCAGACGACAAAGGAAUAUGUUCUCGGUGAAGACGGCAUUGGUGCUGAGAUCCAGCGUAAGCGCUUCCGAGAUUUUCGUUACCGGGAGAUGGAGGGCCCCCGAAACGUGUGCCUCCGGCUUGGGGAGCUCUGCCGGCGGUGGCUAAAGCCAGAAAAAUGCACCAAGGAACAGAUCCUUGAGAUGCUGAUUCUGGAGCAGUUUUUGACUGUCCUGCCCCCGGACAUGCAGAGCUGGGUCAAGGAAGGGGGUCCCAAAACCUGUGCUCAAGCCGUGGCCCUGGCUGAGGACUUCCUGCUGAGCCAAGAGGAGCCCAAGGAGUGGAAACAACAGGUGAGCUGAACAGACAGUUAAAGGAUGGUCUCAAGGGACCACCAACAUGUAUUUACAUAUUUUAACUACUCCUGCCUUACAUUUGGAUAAACCUGUCUGUAGAUGAGAUGACGCACAUACAGUACUCCAAGGCAGAGCUCACAGAAUUUAUUAUUUUCAAUGGAUUUCCGUUCGAAAACUGAAAAUUACAUGAAU